AUGGAUGACAAGCCGCCGAAGAUCCUGACACAAGACGAACCUAACCAGCCCGCGCACCUCACAAGCACCAACCUACAGAAAUCUCCUUACAGAAACCGAUCUCCAGGGCGAUCACAUCCUUUAAGGAGUAGCAGUCAGUCUGGACGUGGGAAAGGACGUGGAGCCAAAGGAGGUAGACAUGCCAGUCCAGUUUCAGACCGUAACCGCAGGCAAGUUGGACGCAAGCGUGAUAAUCUACCAAGUAAACAACGUUCAAGAAGCCCCUCAGGACGUCAGAAGGCACCAGGUUCAUCCUGGGACAAGAGAGAAGCCAAGAGCUCUGAAAGUUUUGGCAAAGAGGGGGUUGCAUCAGCUCGAAAUCAGUCACCAGAGAGACAUGGUCGAAAUGGAAGUCCUUGGUUGGAGCCAGUGACACCUGAGAAGCAAAGUCAUGGAACACGAGAGCAUUCCUUGACCCCUGGAGAAAAUGCCAGUGAAGACCAGGAAAGGAAAGACCAAUCUGCAAAAGCAAAGGCUGCAGAAGAAGACAAAGAAAAGCAUCCAGUAGACCAGAAGAACCAUCAGACUGAGCCAUCUAACAAGAAACAUGAAUCUUUGACAAGGGUUGAAGGUAAACCAUCAGUUGAACAAGAAAAAUUAGAAGCUCGCCGAAAGAAAUUUGAACAGAGUAAACCUGUUGUCCCUCAGGAGCCACGCAAGAUCUUACUAAAAUCCUCAGAGUCAGUGAAAACUACUGCCUUGGAAAAUGCUGAUAAGGAGAAAAAAGAUGAAAAGCAGAAAGACGAACAUGACGACAAGAAGAAGAAAAAGAAAAAGAAGAAGACAAAGGAAGAGGAUGACGAUGAUGACGAUGAUGAUGAUGAUGAUGAUGCAUCAGUGAAAAAUAAAUCGAGCAAAAAGAAAAAAAAGGAAAAGAAGAAAAAGAAGAAGAGUAAGAAAAAGAAGAAGAAGCAUAAACAUUCAGAUAAUGAUACUGAGGAAGAGGAGGAGAAAGAUACAAGUAAAACCAGGAAUGUAAAAGAAGGGAAAAAGGAAGACAUUGACUCUUCAGACCUACGGCACAUGCUGAAGAGGAAAAUAGAGAGUACUGAGAGUGGGAGAGGCAACAGCAGCAGUGGCAAACAGGACAUGGAUGAAAAAGAUGAGAAACGUGCAAGGAGAGACAAGCAUGAAGACAGACCGAGGGUUUUGGUGAGGACCAAGAGCAGGCAGUCAGAGAGUACCAGGAAGAAGCAUGAUGGAAAGCCUCUUCUUGUGACAGUAGCAUCUGGUGAAAAUCGCCAUGUCAUGUCUGGCGAUGUUGUAAACAAACGAGAUGAAGGGAAAGGCUCUCAGCGCUUGUCAGUCCACCUCCGUCUAGGCCCAGCAAAGACAUCUUGGGAAGAGGGCAAGUCAGGCAGCGUCCAGGGCAGUGGGAGCAGUGGCGGAGGUGGUGGAGCUAGUGGUGGAGGUGGAGGUGGCGGUGGUGGAGGAGGCAGCGGCGGAGGGAGACACAAAAGACGCGACAAAUCCAAAGGACGGCAGAGUGGAGGAGGAGGUGCAAGCAACAGAGUGAAGCUGAGGCGUUGAUGUGCUCUUUCAGCCUGGAUGCAGUUUCUAGUUUGGCGCGAUGCUAUGAGGCUGCUCCCCCAUGUGCUGGGUGGCUCUCUCACCCACUUCUUCUGUACCUGGAACUUGUCCUUGACUCAGUACUAAGUGUGUCACACCCAGACCAGAGCCACAUGUGUGCGCUUAGGUGGAUAUUUGCCUGUGUGUCUGAGUCUGAGUGUGUGAGUGCUUGUGGAUGUAUUUUUGUUUUGUUUGUAGGUAAGACUAAGUGUAAAUACAUGAGUGAUAUUGUAUCUCUUGUGGUUUCUUUGUUUGAUAAUUACAUGCUAGUGCAAAACCAUUUCUCUGAAUUUAUCUUUUCUUUUUCUUUUUUUUAUUUUAAGAGUAUCAUUGAUAGCUUUUCACAACUUUGUGGCACAUGGAGCAAAAAAACUGCUCUAAAGACUUUUUGUGAUAACUUAAUUAUGGAGAAUUUAAGGCUCCUUGUGAGAAGAGGAAAAAUCUGUGUGCGUGUUUAUGUGUGUGUGUUUGCGUGCAUGUGUGUAUAUAUGCUACUAGGAUAUUUGAAAUUAUAUGAGUCACAGAGUAGGCUGUAAGAACUUGCCAUAAAAUAGUUUUCAAUUUGAUUUUCAAUGUAUUAUUAUUCAUAUGUAUACCAGGAUCCUUAGCAAAAGAUUUUAAGGUCAAGAUAUUAGCAGUGGCAAAUUUUAUUUUAGUUAAUCGUUACUUAUAAACCUCAAAGUAGAGGUUGAUGGUAUUCUUAUUAGUGUAUUGUGAAAAAUCAAUACUCUUAUUGCUCAUUUUACUUCAGAAAAUAUUGAUAUUAUUCCUUGAAAAGAAAGUGAUGUUAUGUAUUUUGUUAUGUUUCGUUAAAUAACAUUUCACUAUAUACAAUUUUUUUUUUUCCUCUGAAACCUUCAAACCAUCACUCAGUGGACUGAUAUUAAUGCUUACGUCAUGAAGGUUUAUAUAUAUGCAUAUAUAUGCUUUUUUUUCCUUUUUUUGAAUUGUGGCAAUGUGUGUAGAUUUGAGAUAAGUGUGCCAUCCAAGGAUUAAAUGGUAGAUAAAAACAAACUGUACAAAAUAAAUGAAUAUAUGGCACUGUACAUCCUGUUCGUAUCAUGUCAUCAUCAUUGUCCAUAGUUCAUAAGGAAGACUUCAUCUUUUUAUUGUACAUCUCAUGUUUAGGCAACACUUAUAAAUAGCUGAUAAAAGGUCAUUCAUCUCAUUUCUGGGAAUUCAAAGCUAGUACUUUCUGUUGAGACUCGUGUAAUAAUUUUAUUACCAUUAAUCUUUUAAAAAUCAUAGUAUUCAGGUUAUUUUAUGGUUAUUGUUUAUUAUUAAUGAUCAGUAAGGAAACAAGUUAUUGUCAUGAUUCUCCAUGUACUUCAAAAUUCAUUUGUUCUUUGGACAGGAAACAUUUUAAGAGGCAUUUUCAUUUUAUAGGGUUUCAUCUCUCAUAUUCCAUUUCCAAGGUUUGAAAAACAUUGUAAUUGUAUAAAUAAAUGCCAUAUUUUGAA
Messenger RNA from Penaeus vannamei (Pacific white shrimp), 3068 nucleotides. Lineage: Eukaryota; Metazoa; Arthropoda; Malacostraca; Decapoda; Penaeidae. The record is from RefSeq and is a predicted model, not a curated record.